CUUUGUGGACUGUGGGGACGAGGGGGUGAACGACGCUCGCUGGCUCUCUGCCUCGCCUGGCCUGGUGACUGCCAGUGGCAAUGGCAGCAUGGCUGUCUGGGACGCCACUCUGGCCGACCCGCUCAUUGCCUUCUCCUUCGCACACGCUCGAUCCAUCAACACUGUCGCAGUGGCGCCUGAUGACACCUGCAUUGCAACUGGAGGGGAUGACCAGAAAGUG
This is a messenger RNA of Closterium sp. Yama58-4, 220 nucleotides long. NCBI's taxonomy places the organism in Eukaryota, Viridiplantae, Streptophyta, Zygnematophyceae, Desmidiales, Closteriaceae. The record is from the annotation of a GenBank genome assembly.